Rotaria socialis is the source of this 852-nucleotide messenger RNA. The record is from the annotation of a GenBank genome assembly. Lineage: Eukaryota; Metazoa; Rotifera; Eurotatoria; Philodinida; Philodinidae.
AUGUUCAUCAAAGAUUUGUUUGUGAUAUCAAUUCUUUUACUCAUCGUUAUCGUUCGACAUCAAAUUCAUUCAUUGAUUUUACAGCCACUCUAUUGGAAUCAAACAACGUUCAGGCCAUAUCAAGAUGAUUCGUUGAUUUUUGAAGUACGUUUGGGUGAUGUUAUGGAUUUAAUAUGUCCAUUCUAUGAUGAACAACAAUCAUAUCUGACAAAUGAACUCGAACAAUAUGAUAUCUAUCGUGUAACUAAACGUGAAUAUGAUACGUGUAGUAUAGAUCAUUUAAAUAUUGAAUCAACAACACGUCUUAUAAUAACAUGUAACCAUCCUUAUGAUGUGAUGAAAUAUACAUUGAAUUUUCGUUCUUAUUUACCUAUACCAAAUGGAUUAGAAUUUCACCCGAAUCGAACUUAUUAUUUUGUUUCAACAUCAUUAACACAUCGCCAAUGUAAUAAAUUAAAAAUAAUUGUGCAUGAUUAUAAUCGAGCUUCAUCGUCACUAAGUACAGUAUCCUAUCUUAAUGAUCAAGAUCGAAAAACUCGUUUAUUUUCACAUUAUUCUCACUAUCAACACGGUUUAUCGUCUGUAGGCAAAAAUGUUGACUCAAAUGAUAACAAUCAUCAUCGUUUACUUCCACAUAUAAUUAAAGCACAACGUCACAGUGAUCCAUAUUCAAUAAACUGGAUUACACAAGGACCACAUAUAGUUAGAGAUUUUGAUAAAUCUUAUCUAACAACAAAUGUGAUCGACACAAGCGUUAAAUCAUCCAAUAUGUUCAAUCUUGUAUUGAACUCGUCCUCAUCGAAAUUAUCUAUAUCGUGUACUAUUCUACUCCUUCUACUUUCAUUAAAAUAA